Messenger RNA from Chinchilla lanigera (long-tailed chinchilla), 1012 nucleotides. RefSeq names its product vacuolar protein sorting 25 homolog (S. cerevisiae) (gene Vps25). Gene Ontology annotation, biological process: protein transport to vacuole involved in ubiquitin-dependent protein catabolic process via the multivesicular body sorting pathway. The record is from RefSeq and is a predicted model, not a curated record. Bases 57 to 587 code for a protein of 176 amino acids. Gene Ontology annotation, molecular function: protein homodimerization activity; structural molecule activity. The transcript has 6 exons. Gene Ontology annotation, cellular component: ESCRT II complex. NCBI's taxonomy places the organism in Eukaryota, Metazoa, Chordata, Mammalia, Rodentia, Chinchillidae.
GCGGAGGCGGACACCGGAAGUCCUUGCAGAGUUUCCGGGUUUCCCGGGUAACUACGAUGGCGAUGAGUUUCGAGUGGCCGUGGCAGUAUCGCUUCCCGCCCUUCUUUACGUUACAGCCCAACGUGGACACGCGGCAGAAGCAGCUGGCCGCCUGGUGCUCGCUGGUCCUGUCCUUCUGCCGCCUGCACAAGCAGUCGAGCAUGACGGUGAUGGAGGCGCAGGAGAGCCCGCUCUUCAACAACGUCAAGCUGCAGCGGAAGCUCCCUGUGGAAUCCAUCCAGAUUGUAUUAGAGGAGCUGAGGAAGAAAGGGAACCUCGAGUGGUUGGAUAAGAACAAGUCUAGUUUCCUGAUCAUGUGGCGGAGGCCAGAAGAAUGGGGGAAACUCAUUUAUCAGUGGGUUUCCAAGAGUGGCCAGAACAACUCUGUAUUCACCCUGUAUGAACUGACCAGUGGGGAGGACACAGAGGGUGAAGAGUUCCACGGGCUGGAUGAGGCGACCCUGCUGCGGGCUCUGCAGGCCCUGCAGCAGGAGCACAAGGCGGAGAUCAUCACACUGAGCGACGGCCGGGGUGUCAAGUUCUUCUAGCACAGUCCGGCUCCCUGGCUUCUCACCUCCCACUUUGCCAGGGCUCUUGUGUCCCCACAGACUGGAUCUGUGACCCCACUGGACUCUGCAGGCCUCCAGGCCUGAGGCUGGGACACGGGGAUGGUCCCCUGAUCCAUCUGUCUGUCUGGGGACAGGGGAGCCACGGUGCAGGGACAGGAGUGCUUCUCUUGCCCUCCCUCAUGGCCCUGAGCCCCGGUCUCAAACCUGCUGCGCCAGGUAUCACGCACACGGGUGCCUGCGCAGCCUGCUGUGCUCCCGAGCUGCCCCCUCAGUUUGGUGCUGGGCUUCCCAGGGCUGGGGGAGCCCUGGCCCCUGGCACCUUCCAGGCAACAUGAAGACCUUGGGCCAGAGGGCGGGCAGUGAGGCGGGCACUGCUGUCUUAGGCUACUAAAACCUGAACUCCC